This is a messenger RNA of Drosophila simulans, 1297 nucleotides long. It is a transcript of the gene Ripalpha, whose product is annotated as RIP-like protein. The record is from RefSeq and is a predicted model, not a curated record. Bases 272 to 865 code for a protein of 197 amino acids. The transcript is spliced from 4 exons. Gene Ontology annotation, biological process: protein import into nucleus. NCBI's taxonomy places the organism in Eukaryota, Metazoa, Arthropoda, Insecta, Diptera, Drosophilidae. Gene Ontology annotation, cellular component: nucleus.
ACUGGUCGCGGAGUGGGCUAUCGAAGAAGUGCCACCAUUAGCACAGCAACAGCAGAUUGCGCGGAUUUUUCUUAUUUCAGCAAUAAAGGUGUUUUUUCAACAAUUCUCGAUUGCAAAUCACAAGUUAAGGUAGUUAAACAAGCUUAUAAGAUCACUAAUAUACCCCAACGGUGCUAUAAAAUUGGAACCUUGCCUUAUUGACGACAUUGACUAAACUAGUUAAAAAAAGAUUAAAAACAACCAAAAUAACCACAUAUACAAAUUAACCAAUAUGAACUCCACUCAAAGCCCGGUUUAUCGCACCUCCGUGGAGCAAAAGCGGCAUGCUCAAGAUGUGGCCAAAAGACAGCGGCUGGGCAACAAAAUGCCGAGACUUCGCGAAAUGCUGCGAGAGAAAUACCGCAAGCGCAUCAUAGAAACGCGCAAUAGAUGCACGGAUGCCCAACGAGAAAUCCAACUGUCCGAACUCAGGGAAAUCCUGCGCCUAGAACUCAGUGAGCUGGAGAAGGAUGUGGAGCUGGAGGAGCUGAUCCUGGAGGAGCUACUCUCCGAUGUCAACGAGUGGUAUGCCCUGGGCGAAAAGAAUCUGGAAACGCUCUACGUAGAGCCCGAUGAGCAGCAAAAGGAGGUUCUGUGCCCAGUUUGUCAGAUGAAAAACCUACGCCAUCACAAAGGUGCCUUCAUCUGCGAGUGUGGCAUCCGCUUCGAGCACUCUGCGAACAUGGAACAGCUGCAGAUACUGCUGCAACAACAAAUCGCCAGCCAUGAACUUCAGUGCACUCAGGCACUGCGAUUCUUCAUCGAACCCGCUUCGGGACACCUAUACGACAUGUGCGGCAGCUGCGACUACUUCUCCUCCGUCUAGGUCGUCCAUGGAGCUGGUUUCCACCGCUGACUGCUGCUAGCUAGUUUAAAGGAGUUUAUAGUUAUAUUAAGAUAAGUUACAUAAGUUAAACUUCAGGCAGUCUUAUCAGUUUGGAAAAAAAGAGAUCUGCACAGAAGAUUUUUUAAACCCGAAGGCAUUAUAUUGAUAUUAAAUUGUUAAAACAGUGAUAGAUGAUAUUCCUCCCUAAUUAAUCUAAAUCCAAAGAAUGCUAUGAGUUAUGGCUAGAAAUGAGAUCUUUAAGCAUAUUGUUAUUAUUGCAGAACAGAUUAAAAUCUUAGGAAUUACAGAUUUAUAAAGUGUACUCUAGGCUCUUAAAAAAUUCAAACAAAACUAUUCUUCUAAUGUGACAUUCUAGACUAAGUUUGUUUUAAGAAUAUUAAACGUUCUCUUCGGUUUUCUUGUAAAGUUUAA